AUGCCAAAAUAUUAUUGUGAAUAUUGCGAUAUCUUUUUGACGCAUGACAGCUCAUCGGUACGCAAGGCUCAUAAUUCGGGAAAAAAUCACAUUGCCAACGUCAGAAAUUACUAUGCAGAAAUCGGACAAGACAAGGCACAAGCUAUUAUUGAUGAUAUAACAAAGGCGUAUGAGAAUUCGGCAGCUGGUAAUUAA
This is a messenger RNA of Zychaea mexicana, 195 nucleotides long. RefSeq names its product U1 zinc finger-domain-containing protein. Gene Ontology annotation, biological process: mRNA splicing, via spliceosome; spliceosomal snRNP assembly; mRNA 5'-splice site recognition. The transcript is spliced from 4 exons. The coding region runs from base 1 to 195 and encodes 64 amino acids. Gene Ontology annotation, molecular function: pre-mRNA 5'-splice site binding; zinc ion binding. Gene Ontology annotation, cellular component: nucleus; U1 snRNP. The record is from RefSeq and is a predicted model, not a curated record. NCBI's taxonomy places the organism in Eukaryota, Fungi, Mucoromycota, Mucoromycetes, Mucorales, Lichtheimiaceae.